AUGUCCGAACUUCACGUCAUGUAUACUCUGAAACUUAAGAAAGAAUUAGGUAUUGACACGUCGAGAAUUUUCUACUACCGGAACAACCGAAAGCCGCCGGAAGAGGUGAACUAUGCACCUAGAAAUUCGUGGAGUGUGAUUGAAGGGCAAAAAAUUACUGCGCCUGGGCUUGUGGCUGAUCAGAGCUACUUGAAUCUCAUGGACUGGGGAAUGCGCAAUGUGAUCGCAGUAGGUCUGAGGGAGAGAGUUUGUUUCUAUGAUACUGAGGCAGGCAAGAAAUCGGUCGGAUUUAAUUAUGGUGAUGAGCUCGUUAGCAGCGUCAGUUGGUGUCCUGAGGGUUUAGAUGCGCUUGCCAUUGGUUUGAAGAAUUCCCUAGUACAUUUGUUGGAUCCAAACACUAAUCAAGCGAUAAGAACAUUUGAUAGCUGGGGAGUUGGCUCAUUGGCAUGGAAUGGCCGAAUUCUAACAACUGGAAGCAGGGAUGGUCAUAUAGUUAACUAUGAUGUGAGAGUUGGAACCCAAGUUGCUCGGUUACGGAAAUCACAUCGACGAGCGAUUUGUGGGCUGAAAUGGUCGGCUUCCGGUCAGCUAUUAGCCAGUGGGGGGUCAGAUAAUGUAGUUCAUGUAUGGGACGCCCGGUCUAUGCCAACGAGGUGGCUUCACAAGCUUGAAGACCAUAAUGCCGCUGUACGAGCCGUAGCUUGGUGUCCUUUGAAGCGCCAUUUACUAGCCUCUGGCGGAGGUCAGGGUGACCAUUACAUAAGGUUGUGGGACGCAAGCUCUGGCACUCCACACGAGAACGCAGUCGACACAGGCUCGGAAGUGUGCGGCCUAUUAUGGAGCAAACACUAUCAAGACAUACUCUUCAGCUCGCAUGGCUUUGGUGUCUCCGAAUCAGUACCCGAUAACAGGCUAAUUCUUUGGAGGUCACCGGUGUUGUUCAAGCUUGAUGAGAUCGACCUGCAAUACGACCACCCCCCGGCUUUGGAUCUGAGACCUAAGCCUUAUUUUUUCUCGACUCAGAGCCCCGAUGGUUGUGAGGUCGCGUUGGCCGGAAACGAUCAAAUAGUGAGGUUUUAUGAUGUUUUUGCAGCACCUCCACCACCAGAACCAGCGGCGAAACCAGCCUUUUCAACCUAUAACCGCCCAAAUCACUACACCAUUCGCUGA
Molecule: messenger RNA, 1170 nt
Organism: Rosa rugosa (rugosa rose)
Lineage: Eukaryota; Viridiplantae; Streptophyta; Magnoliopsida; Rosales; Rosaceae
Product: cell division cycle 20.5, cofactor of APC complex-like
Exons: 4
Coding region: 1-1170 (389 amino acids)
Biological process (GO): anaphase-promoting complex-dependent catabolic process; positive regulation of anaphase-promoting complex-dependent catabolic process; positive regulation of ubiquitin protein ligase activity
Cellular component (GO): anaphase-promoting complex
Molecular function (GO): anaphase-promoting complex binding; ubiquitin ligase activator activity; protein binding
Source: RefSeq, a predicted model, not a curated record